Hipposideros armiger (great roundleaf bat) is the source of this 4419-nucleotide messenger RNA. RefSeq names its product xanthine dehydrogenase/oxidase. Lineage: Eukaryota; Metazoa; Chordata; Mammalia; Chiroptera; Hipposideridae. The record is from RefSeq and is a predicted model, not a curated record. Gene Ontology annotation, molecular function: iron ion binding; FAD binding; oxidoreductase activity. The coding region runs from base 41 to 3454 and encodes 1137 amino acids. The transcript has 30 exons.
CGGAUACUGUGGAGGAAAUAAAGACAACCCAAACUGCUGCAUGAACCAGAAGAAAGACCACUCGCAGAUCAUUCUCUCACCAUCUUUAUUCAACCCAGAGAUGUUCAUGCCCCAGGAUCCAACCCAAGAGCCCAUCUUCCCCCCAGAAUUGCUGAGGCUGAAAGAUGCUCCUCAGAAGCAGCUGCGUUUUGAAGGGGAACGUGUGACCUGGAUCCAGGCCCCAACCCUGAAGGAGCUGCUGAACCUCAAAGCACAGCACCCCGAGGCCAAGCUGGUGGUGGGGAACACAGAGAUUGGCAUCGAGAUGAAGUUUAAGAACAAGCUGUUUCCUGUGAUCAUCUGCCCAGCCUGGAUUCCAGAGCUGAAUUCAGUGGAGCAUGGACCGGAGGGUAUCACCUUUGGAGCUGCUUGCACCCUGAGCUCUAUGGAAAAGACCCUGCAAGAUGCUGUUGCCAACCUUCCUGAGCAGAAAACAGAGGUGUUCAAAGGCAUCCUGGAGCAGCUGCGCUGGUUUGGUGGGAUGCAAGUCAAGUCUUUGGGGUCCAUUGGAGGGAACAUCAUCACCGCCAGCCCCAUCUCCGACCUCAACCCGGUGUUCAUGGCCAGCGGGGCCAAGCUGACUGUCGUGUCCAGAGGUACCAGGAGAACGAUUCAGAUGGAUCACACCUUUUUCCCUGGCUACAGAAAGACCCUGCUACGUCCAGAGGAGAUACUGCUUUCCAUCGAGAUCCCUUACAGCAGGGAGGGUGAGUUUUUCUCAGCAUUUAAGCAGACCUCUCGGAGAGAAGAUGACAUAGCCAAGGUGACCUGCGGCAUGAGAGUCCUAUUCGAGCCAGGAACCACACAGGUAAAGGAGCUGGCUCUUUGCUAUGGCGGAAUGGCUGACAGAACCAUCUCAGCCUUCAAGACCACUCGGAAGCAGCUGUCACAUUUCUGGAAUGAGAAGCUGCUGCAGGAGGUGUGUGCAGGGCUGGCAGAGGAGCUGCAGCUGUCGCCCGACGCCCCUGGUGGCAUGGUGGAGUUCCGACGCACACUCACCCUCAGCUUCUUCUUCAAGUUCUACCUGACGGUGCUUCAGAAGCUGGGCCAGCAGGACUCAGAAGACAAGGUUGGUAGACUGGACCCCACCUUUGCCAGCGCCACUUUACUCCUUCAGAAAGACCCUCCAGCUAAUGUCCAGAUCUUCCAAGAGGUGCCCAAGUGUCACUCUGAAGAGGAAACCGUGGGCCGGCCCCUGCCCCACCUGUCUGCCCGCAUACAGGCCUCUGGGGAGGCCGUGUACUGUGAUGACAUGCCUCGCUAUGAUAAUGAACUGUACCUCCGGCUGGUCACCAGCACCCAGGCCCAUGCCAAGAUCAAGUCCAUUGAUACUUCAGAAGCUCAGAAGGUGCCGGGAUUUGUUUGCUUUAUCUCCGCUGAUGAUGUUCCUGGGAGUAACGAAACUGGACUUUCUAAUGAUGAAACCGUCUUUGCAAAAGAUAAGGUAACUUGUGUUGGGCACAUCAUUGGGGCUGUGGUCACCGACACCCGAGAACAUGCACAGAGAGCUGCUCAAGGGGUGAAAAUCACCUAUGAAGACCUUCCAGCCAUUAUCACCAUCGAGGAUGCUAUAAAACACAACUCAUUCUAUGGACCUGAGGUGAAGAUUGAGAAUGGAAACCUCAAGAAGGGGUUUUCAGAAGCAGAUAACAUUGUUUCAGGUGAGCUGUACAUCGGUGGUCAAGAGCACUUCUACCUAGAGACUCAAUGCACCAUCGCUGUCCCAAAAGGCGAGGCAGGGGAGAUGGAGCUCUUUGUGUCCACACAGAAUACCAUGAAGACCCAGAGCUUUGUUGCAAACAUGUUGGGGGUUCCAGCAAACCGUAUUGUGGUCCGAGUGAAGAGAAUGGGAGGAGGCUUUGGAGGGAAGGAGACCCGGAGCACCGUGGUCUCCACGGCAGUGGCCUUGGCUGCACACAAGACCGGCCGCCCUGUGCGCUGCAUGCUGGAUCGUGACGAGGAUAUGCUGAUAACUGGUGGCAGAAACCCCUUCUUGGCCAGAUACAAGGUUGGCUUCAUGAAGUCUGGGAUUAUCGUGGCUCUGGAGGUGGAUCACUACAGCAAUGCCGGGAACACAAUGGAUCUCUCUCAGAGUGUAAUGGAAGUAGCUUUGUUCCACAUGGACAACUGCUACAAAAUCCCCAACAUCCGGGGCACUGGGCGGCUGUGCAAGACCAACCUGCCCUCCAACACGGCCUUCCGGGGCUUCGGGGGGCCCCAGGGGAUGCUCAUUGCCGAGUGUUGGAUGAGUGACGUCGCAGUGACCUGUGGGCUGCCUGCAGAGGAAGUGCGGAGGAAGAACCUGUACAAAGAAGGGGACCUGACACACUUCAACCAGAAGCUUGAGGGGUUCACCUUGCCCAGGUGCUGGGAUGAAUGUCUAAUAAGAUCUCAUUAUCACGUCCGGAGGAGUGAGGUUGACAAAUUCAACAGGGAGAAUUGUUGGAAAAAGAGAGGAUUGUGCAUAAUUCCUACCAAGUUUGGAAUAAGCUUCAGACUUGCUUUUCUAAAUCAGGCAGGAGCCCUGGUUCAUGUGUACACAGAUGGCUCUGUACUGCUGACUCAUGGCGGCACUGAGAUGGGACAAGGCCUUCACACCAAGAUGGUCCAGGUGGCCAGCACAGCUCUGAAAAUCCCCACCUCUAAGAUUUACAUCAGUGAGACAAGCACCAAUACAGUGCCCAACACCUCUCCCACAUCUGCCUCUGUCAGCAGUGACAUCAAUGGACAGGCCGUCUACGAAGCUUGUCAGACCAUACUGAAAAGGCUGGAGCCCUUCAAGGAAAAGAAUCCCAGUGGCUCCUGGGAAGACUGGGUUAUGGCUGCCUAUGAAGAUGCAGUGAGCUUGUCCGCUACUGGGUUUUACAAAACGCCCAAUAUUAACUACAGUUUUGAGACCAACUCAGGAAAUCGCUUCCACUACUUCAGCUAUGGGGUGGCUUGUUCUGAAGUGGAAAUUGACUGCUUAACAGGGGAUCAUAAGAACAUUCACACAGACAUUGUCAUGGAUGUUGGCUGCAGUCUGAACCCUGCUAUUGAUAUUGGACAGGUGGAAGGGGCGUUUGUCCAGGGCUUGGGCCUCUUCACCAUGGAGGAGCUACGCUACUCCCCUGAGGGGAGCCUGAUCACCCGCGGCCCCAGCACCUACAAGAUCCCUACGUUUGGGAGCAUCCCCGUUAAGUUCAGGGUGUUUCUGCUCCGUGACAGCUCCAACAAGAAGGCCAUCUACGCAUCCAAGGCUGUUGGGGAGCCGCCCCUCUUCCUGGCCUCCUCCAUCUUCUUUGCCAUCAAGGAUGCCAUCCGUGCGGCGCGAGCUCAGCACACAGAUAAUACGAAGGAGCUUUUCCAGCUAGACAGCCCCGCCACCCCAGAGAAGAUCCGCAAUGCCUGCAUAGACAAGUUCACCACACUGUGAAUCACUGCUGUUCCAGAAAACUGUAAGCCCUGGUCUAUUAGGGUCUGAAGAGAAAGCCCCCAGCGGAUCUUCUCAUGCUACACGAGGGCUCCCAUGGAUCAUGGAACAUGCCUUGCUGAACAUGAAUCUAUAAAGUAGCAGAAUGACAACACUGUGAUUCAUCAGGAUGGUGUUUGGAAGAAACCUAAAUGCAAUGGAAGAUUUUGAUCAAAAACGUGAUUUACAAUACAUAGCAAUAAGAUUCAGAAGUGUUAGACCCAAGUGGCUAAUGUACAGUUAGGGCCAUUUCAUGUCUGUUUUAAUCAUGUAUCUGAAAUAGGUGUAGGAAAUGUUUAUGCUGUGUCCCAACUCACCGGGCAGCCUGUAUAAUCUCAAGUGCUGAUAGUGUCUGUGCUUCAAGGAGGAUUCCCACUAACUUCCAUAAGCUUAAAUCAAAGUUACUUUAAAUCCAUGUGCCUUCUGCAGAAAGCCUUUCCUUCAAACCAAUGAAUGUCAUAUUAUAACUUCAGAUCUACAAUGAAAUUUGCAAUGGGACAGUAGGGUGAGAUUCAAGCCUCUAACCAUCUUUUGGUUAUUGGAGAGAAUAAAGAAUUAAACAAAUUCAAGGAUAGUUGUAUCCAGUUUUGUUAAGCUACAUAAAGUAAGAUCAUUCCAUGACACCAAAACCAACUAACCCAAUUAUUGAGCACCUACAAUGUGCUAGUUUUCUUCCUCUUCGUCUUUGUGCAUUUCCAAAAAGGAAAGAAGAGGGAGAAAUGAUCAGGUUCAAAAAUCCUUAUUUGAAGCCAGAGUAAUUUCCAUCUAAAAAUGAUGCUACCUUAAUUAAGAUCAAGCAGAGGAAAAAGAGUCAAGGAACCUGGGCUCUCAUCCCAGCUGUGUCCCUGUCUGUGUGACCUUGGACUGCCAAUUCCCUCUUCUGUGCUUCAUUUUACUGCAAAAUAAAAGGAUCGGACUGGAAUAACCUC